Messenger RNA from Boleophthalmus pectinirostris (great blue-spotted mudskipper), 960 nucleotides. It is a transcript of the gene fam43b, whose product is annotated as family with sequence similarity 43 member B. Lineage: Eukaryota; Metazoa; Chordata; Actinopteri; Gobiiformes; Gobiidae. The coding region runs from base 1 to 960 and encodes 319 amino acids. The record is from RefSeq and is a predicted model, not a curated record. The transcript has a single exon.
AUGUUGCCCUGGAAACGGAAUAAGUUUGUUUUGACGGAGGAGGAGAGCAAAAACAAACCCAAGAGCUUAGGAGCUGGACUGACGUACCACUCCAUCCUCUCGUCGCUCCUUCGCUCAUGUCCGGACCUGCUGCCCGACUGCCCCUUCGAAUGGGUCGGCAACAUCUUCCACACGAAAAGACAGAAGGUAGAACUUAACAAGGAGGAGCCGGUUUACAACGUGAGGUAUUUGGGAAGCGUGGUCACCAUAACAGCGAAGGGAGACGGUUGUACGCAAGAGGCGGUGGCCAAAAUCUGGGCGAGGAGCAACUUUGGAGAACAGAGCAUCAAGAUGAGGUUAACAGUUGGCGCGCACGGGAUUCGGAUGAGCGCGGAUAAAUCGGGGAAAAAGAAACCGAUCCAUCUUUAUUCCUUGAACAGAAUUACGUACUGCGCCGCCGACCCGUGCCGACCCAAAAUCCUCGCGUGGAUUUACAGACACCAAGUCAAAAACAUGGCGGUUGUUUUGAGGUGCCACGCGGUUUUGGUGAGCAAGUCGGAGAAGGCCCAGGCGAUCUCCAUGAGCUUGUACCAUCACGCUACUUCGGCCUUCAGCGAAUUCAAAAGAUUAAAACGACAAAGCGAUUUUCGGCACGUGCAGCAACAGCUCCUGGGCGAAGACGCGGUCCCCCUGAUGCCGUUAAGGAGGCUGCUAAACGGACAGUGUCACUACAGACCGCCGGCCGAAAAUCCGGGGAGUACGACGCGACUCUGUUCCAUCACCGAAGAAGAGGAGGAGAGUGAGGAAGAGGAGGUGAAAAGUGUAAAUAACAAACAGAAAAUCCUGACCACGAACACUGACCCUACGCAGUUGCUUUCGCAGCUGGAUCUCGGGGACAUUGCCAGACUGGAGGAGUGUCAGAUCAACUUCGUCAGCGAUAGCAACAACAACACCUUUACGUUUAUAACUUCGUUGGUGUGA